AUGCAGAUCUUCUCGCUCAACUUUCUUGGCAUCUUCGUCCUUGUGGCUUUAAAGGGUACAGUGACGGCGGUUGCGCACACAGUCGGGAUCAACUACACGAUCGAUGUGACUGGUCUAGAUCCAGAUCAAGCACCUUAUAAGUAUCACAUUCACUUGCGUCCUGUGCCUGAAAACGGAGACUGCCUGGAAACGGGGGGACACCUUGACUCCUACGUCCGUGGGGAUACACCGCCAUGUGACAGCUCAAUGCCACAAACUUGUGAGGUGGGAGACUUGUCUGGAAAGUAUGGUACGGUGUCAGGACCAGAUGUCAAAAAAGAGUUCAAUGAUCCGUACACGGCGAUGAAUAUCAUCCAACUGGGGUAUAUUGGAAACAGAUCAAUCGUUUUCCACGACGCAAGCGGCGCCCGCAUCGCCUGUGCUACGCUGGUAAAAGUUGAGGAGGAUGAAGUCGAGGAAGAAAACGAAGCAGAGGAGGAAUCAGAAUAA
Molecule: messenger RNA, 489 nt
Organism: Thermochaetoides thermophila DSM 1495
Lineage: Eukaryota; Fungi; Ascomycota; Sordariomycetes; Sordariales; Chaetomiaceae
Exons: 4
Coding region: 1-489 (162 amino acids)
Biological process (GO): superoxide metabolic process
Molecular function (GO): metal ion binding
Source: RefSeq, a predicted model, not a curated record